AUGCUGGGCCUGGAGGGCCCCUGCUGGGUGGGCCUGGGGCCCGAUGGGGGCCUGGCUGUGAGUGAGGAGUUCGGGGACGUGUGGCUGUUUGGCAGUGCCCGCCAGCCCCUGUGCUCCCUGGGAGACCUGACUGAGCACCACGUUGGCACCCUGGCAGGCGUGUGCACCGACGCAGCGGGCAGUGUCAUUGUGGCGGACGAGCAGCAGCGCCAGGUGACCCUGUUCCCCUGGGCCAGGGCGCCCAUCUGCCUGGUGUCCAAGGGGCUGAGGUGGCCCCUGGGUGUGGUUGUGCCCCAGGGCCAGCUCAUGGUGGCGGACGCAGAGGACGGCUACAUCAAAGUGUACCAGUCCCACUUGGAAUUGGCCUGA
Messenger RNA from Balaenoptera acutorostrata (minke whale), 369 nucleotides. RefSeq names its product NHL repeat containing 4 (gene NHLRC4). The record is from RefSeq and is a predicted model, not a curated record. Lineage: Eukaryota; Metazoa; Chordata; Mammalia; Artiodactyla; Balaenopteridae.